Messenger RNA from Tilletiaria anomala UBC 951, 3305 nucleotides. RefSeq lists its product as uncharacterized. Gene Ontology annotation, biological process: DNA-templated transcription. The transcript is spliced from 5 exons. NCBI's taxonomy places the organism in Eukaryota, Fungi, Basidiomycota, Exobasidiomycetes, Georgefischeriales, Tilletiariaceae. Gene Ontology annotation, cellular component: nucleus. Bases 281 to 3250 code for a protein of 989 amino acids. The record is from RefSeq and is a predicted model, not a curated record. Gene Ontology annotation, molecular function: DNA-binding transcription factor activity, RNA polymerase II-specific; zinc ion binding; DNA binding.
AUCCGUUCACUCACCCCUGUGGCGAAUGGCCUGUCCUUGGAACAUCGGCUGCGAGCCUUUCUCCUUGCUCGCACCUUGAACGUUAGUACAGGACUGCGCAACACUUUUGCCACAUCGAUUCUCUGGGUGCGUCGUUCGAUCCACAUUGCAACACACCCCUUCCCUCUCCACAAUACGGUGAAGGACAGAAUCCACAGGGACGGUCAAGGACAAGUGAUUCCACUUGUUGGCGCUCUCAGGAAUAGCAGGCUCGGAUCACACAGCGAUUCAGUAGUAGGCCAUGGGAGACUAUCGGGCAGGACGAGAUCGCAGUCCCUUCUGCGCGCGAAGUAACGUCGACCCAGCUGCCUACGCCACAGGACGAAGUCUUGCAGCUUACGGUACACCGGCUGGACCAUUUGAUCAUCAAUACGCACCGUCGACUUCGCGGACCGCCAGCGGUUCGGCAUUGUACUACUCCGACAGUCAAGGCUCGCUUCCUCCACACGCACAGGCCGGUAGCAACUAUCAUCUCGACCGCCAUGGAGAGUGGUACACUAGCAUGAGCACUCAUCCGCCGGGAGAGCAAAUUCACUCCAACGACGGCAGGUCCGAUUGCGUUGGCUCCAGGUUCGACGAAAGUCAGCGUCAGCUACGGCCAAUGCUGGCCACACACUCCUACCACACCCACACACCGCAACGCAGCCCACGAGCUCCGCCAGAACGAGCAGAGCCGAAUUCGUGGCAGUCGAGCUACGGGUCGGAGGCACUCGAGCACCUUCAGAAAAGCAACAGCAAAGUGACAGCCGAGCGGGGAACGUCGCCGCAUGUGCAUGAACCACCGAGAAGGAGCUUCGGAGCAAGACACGCGGCUGAGCCUCUCAGCCCCCAGCAUCCUUAUUACAGUUCACACCAAGGCAGCCUUUCCCCCGAGCAGUGCAGAGCCGGUGCACAGCUUGCGGAGUCAUCCUGGGGUCCGAGCAGUCAUGCUGCCUCGGCCGCGCCGGCUCGGCCACCGCAGCAGUCGCACUUCCCUGGGUUGCCACCGCUGAAUGGCCCUUGCGAUGCGCUUUACAUGGCCGCGUCCGGAGGUGGUAGCGCAAGCGGCAACUUCUGUGGCUCCCGGACUCGGUCAGGUACGGCCGGCUCGAACGGAUCACGGGCCUUUUCUCAUUCUCAGGGCGGUGGCAUCGGCGUCACGGCUGCGCUCGCGAAUGAGAACCGAGACCCUUUGAGACCUCGAUCGUCCGCCUCUUUCGGCAGCGUUUCCUCUCCGAGUCCUCCAGAAGCAGACAGGUCAAGCAAUAGCUCCGUCGCCGACGCUGUUGUGGCCACACUGACAUCACCGGCAGGCGUCGUGCAGUAUGCGAACAGCGACGAUGCAGAGGGAAAUUUGGCCAAGGCCGAUGGGCCCACGCAACACCAGGCGACGCGCAAGCAGAACAGCGCGUGCGACGCCUGUCGAAGGCGCAAGGUACGAUGCAUCCGAAAUGGGGACGAAAAGAAGUGUGCCCUGUGCAAGGCAAAGGGCGUUGAAUGCACAUCUAUCUAUGUCUCUCAAGCAACCAAUGCCACACGCAAGCCGAGCAAGCGCGCCAAAUUUCGCAGCGAACGGGCGAGUAGCAGCACGGAGGACGAAGUGCCGCAGCGUGUUCAUGCUCUACUGCGUUUCUUGUUUGUGCGCUCUGCUCCGUCCUCCGUGACAACGUACGAGGCUUCGGCUACUUCUCCGAACGAUGGAGCCAGCGCCCCAAAAGCGAGCAGGUCGGAAAGCCAGCGAUCCUUGCUGUCUUUUCUCCCGGCGCCUUCUAGUGCGCUCGAGGCGAAGCUCAGUACCACUGCCGCUCGUCUGGCGCUUGCGCAUGAACUAAUCAACACGUACUUUUCCAUUAUGCAUCCGCGCUUUCCUGUUCUCAACCCGCAGACAUUUCGGGAGCAGCAUCUCUUUGCUUCGUCAGAUUUCCGAAGCACGUAUGGACAAGAUGGUGCGAUCUCCGAGCCAGUGUUGGCGAUGGUGCUCCUCUGGGGUGCAAAAUUCAGUGACCAUCCUAUCAUCGUCGAAGACCGUAAAGAGUGUGCGGAGGCUCUGCAAACCAUACAGAAAAAUUGGCCUGCAAGCCGCAAACGAAAGGCGAUCGGCGAAACUGCUGGCGUAGGCAGUGAUCCAGAGGAGCAUCUUUCAAAGCUUCUUCGCCAGCAAGGUGUCAGCAGAAUUUCGGAGCAUAUCUUCCAACGCGUCUUAGAGCUCUUUGACUCGAAGCGGGUCUCGCACAACCCAAGCGUGGAGAACAGCAUAGCCUGCUUGCUGAUGAUCCCGUACGCUCCCGCAUGGCCGCGUUUCUCGUCUCUCUCAUGCUACCCGUACGGAGAGUCGAUCAUUUCGAUCACUUGCAAAUCGUGGGACAAUUUUUAUCUACGCACGGGGCUGGAACACAUGCGCCAGCUGGGUUAUGACAGACAGGAUUCGCUGGUCAGAAUUAGCGACCCGGAGCGAAGGAGGGCCAUUACCCUGUGCUGGUGGCUGAUGGUCCUCGCUGAUUCGUUCACGUCUGUGUUGUACCGGCGUCAGCCAGAGCUCAGCUAUGACGACUACACGACGGAGCCGCCGCGGCCCAUGUUGUCGACGGGAGUUGAUGCCCCCAAUCUGAACGGCAACGAGGCGGGCCACUCGCUCUGGAUUCAAGCACAAGGUGACCUCAUUGAAGUCUACCGCCUUUUGUCCAAGACCAUUUGGGCUCAUCGACGAGUUCAGCGUGGAGUCAGCCUGCAUGAUUUGCAGUCACUGGUCAAGCGUUGCAACGCCUGGAAGGCGGAGUACUUGCACCGGAUUGGCAUUCCUCGCAAUUGGCCUAAAGACUGGGAUUUCAUUGCAGCGAUCUCCGCAUGCACCUCGGAGAACCAGUACACAGUUCUCUGGUUUGCAAUGUUCAUGUCUCUUGAGGAGCAUGGAAUGGACUGCGAACCGCACCAGAGGCAGCAGGCAGAUGACCUUCAGCGACACAUCUACAAUGAGACUCUCCAUUGGGCCCUCCGCAUGGCCGACUUGGCGCAGAUGCUCUCGUGUCAUGGUUAUCUGCGCCUCGAUCCAAACAUCAUGAGGGUUGGGUUGCUGUACGCCGGCUAUUGCUUGGCGAGGUUCCAAAGGUCACACGAAGUGGACAUCAUUGUCAGCGCUUUGCAUCAGUAUGGUUGGUCUACCGAAGAGUGCUACGACCAAGCGGAUCGCCUUCAAGAGUUCGCGUUACAGUGCUCAAAAGUCGCAUUGUCUUAGACUGGUUGUAUGGUAUUAUUUAAGUUAUCCUUCAUAACAUUGCGCACACGAUGAA